AACAGCACCAGUUUGAACUUACAAUGCUAAAGUCCUGGCAACAUAUAGGCAGGGGAAAUGUCUCUUCCACGACAAGAAGUAAACAUAACAACAUAUGAAAAUUCCAUCCCAAUCAGUGACUCAAGUAUAAAAUCAUGGAAUCAAGAACACUUUGAUUUGACAUUUCCCAAACCACCGCAGCCAGGUAUAAAAAAUAAAUCAAAAUCUUCAGAAUCAUCAGUCACAGUUCCUCCUGAAGCACAAUGGAUUCAUAAGCUGCUUUAAAGAACAACUGAGCUCUUGGUUUCACAGAAUGGCCUUACCACAGUAAGCAAUAUCUACUCUCAAAUGAGCGUUUCUACUUCUGUGGAACUGUAAAAAAUAAAAACAAGUCUUCAAUGAGUA
Otolemur garnettii (small-eared galago) is the source of this 384-nucleotide messenger RNA. It is a transcript of the gene CYLC1, whose product is annotated as cylicin 1. The coding region runs from base 58 to 264 and encodes 68 amino acids. Gene Ontology annotation, cellular component: nucleus; acrosomal matrix. Gene Ontology annotation, molecular function: structural constituent of cytoskeleton. The transcript is spliced from 4 exons. The record is from RefSeq and is a predicted model, not a curated record. Lineage: Eukaryota; Metazoa; Chordata; Mammalia; Primates; Galagidae.